ACUGCGGACGAGUGCACAACACCACAGCGCUCUGUUGACCGAAACCGAGAAAUUAUUAAUUCAAUAAAUUAUCAGAAAAUAAAUGUUUGCCCGUCCCCGAAGAGCGAAAUACUGAAAAGAAAUACGCAAACUUAUAAUAUAAAUUCAAACCAACGGGGAUUUUGAACAAAACCUCAGAAGAACAACAAUAAUAUUGAACGAGCACAAAUACGAAAAUGUGUAAAAUUGUGGAGUGUAAAGAUUUGCAUUAAGUUUUUUAGCGGUUGAUUCACAUCCAUCGGCUCGAUGCAUCUUUUAUAGACUUCCAUGAAGAAGGAUCAUAAAAUAAUCCAGGCAGUGAAGUGCCAUAAUUUUUUUACAACACCUCCGGAUGAGGACCACCAACACUUCGUAACAUUAAUUCGUCGUAUAAACCUGAUAGUGAUAACAUUUGCAAGCGUUCGCCUUUGCAGUCGGUCAUCGGUCGGUCGAUCUAUCGCACACAGAAAAGAUCUUUAAGAUUACGAUUUAACAAGAAAACCAAGUGAGAAUGAAAAGAAUGAAAAAAUCCAGUGAAGGUGUGAAAAAAGUGAAAAUAAUAUUAAACGAUAAAAAACAACAGAGAAAACUGUAUUCAACAUAGGAAAGAAAAAAAGUAAAGCAAAAAAUAAAUAAAUACCACAACAACAACCAAUUAACACAUAUCCAAACCGAAAGGAAAGGAAAUACAAUACCCAACAACAACAGCAGACACUUCCAAAAAACACGGACAAUAUGAAACUGCAACCCCACCUUAGAAAAAUGUUUGACUUUCACACGCUUGUGAUCCUGGUGUGGUGGCUAACCCCAAUGCAGACGCCUCGCCCCACACACGGACUACUUCUAGAACAACAAAGUAAUCACAGUCAUCCCGGCCAUCAUCAUCGUCAUCAUCACCGUCAUCAUUAUCCUCGGCAGCAGCAGCUCAGCCAUUAUCACCAUACCACACCUAGAAUAGAAGAUGAGGAUGGAGAAGCCACCACAAACACACCUCUGUCCCUGAUGGAUGAUAAUGCGAUCACCAACAGAGAGGACGAAGAGCUUCUUCUUUUCAAAGGCAUUAAUUCGUGGAGCUCCAGCACCACGAAACCCGCCAGACAUUACCGCCACCAACACUACAACCAUCGGCAUCACUCGUCGGAGCAACAGGACAAAAAUCAAAGUCGAAAUGGACAACAUUUAAUUUUAACCUCGUCCAGUUUAUCAUCGCCGACAUCGGCGGCUUCAACUUCCUCCAAGUCAUCCUUCUCAAAUUCCAUAUUGGAACAACAGCAGCAGCAACAACAACAGCACCACCACCACACCCAUCAUCAACGAGGGCAGCCACAUCAUCCACAUCCCCAGCAAUCAUCGUCAGCCGCCUCAUCGCCGACCCAGAGAUUAGGACCAACACCUUUACCACCACUGCCGUCAUAUUUCUUAUCAGCUACAACGCAAAAACACAAUCACCCAGCCGGCCAUGGCAAUGGCGACGGUGGCGGCCAUCAAAGAGGGCUGUCUUCUAAGGCGGCCGAAGAUGCAAGUCCUGCGGAACGGUCUAAAUUUAGCACUCAUAAAGCCGUAUCAUUGGAGCGAGACAAUUACCAGAGACCACAACAACACCAUCAUCAGGAGCACCAGAACCAGAACCACCACCCAACAAAGCAUCUUCAUACUCAGACGAAAGAUUUGACAAUGAAACGAGACUAUGACGACGACGAUGAUUUGCAAGGGCGACACACACGAACACCGCAGGAAGAUGCUGAUUACUACGAGGAGUACAACGACGGCGAGGAUGCCGAGGAUGACAAUGAGGAGGAAGAUGAUAUUGACGGCUUCGCAGAUGACACCGAUAACAAUUUAAGUGAUCGCUCCUAUGCCCGAAUAACCCGUUCCAAACUAGAUGAUGAUUAUGUCGAUGACGAGCCCUAUCGCAAUGCGCUCGACGAAGAAAUGCAAGGUGAUGCACCCGGUGUACUGACGGAGCAAAAAUACCAGGAACUUGGCAAUGAAAAGGGAGUUCAGCAAGCUCGAGAACGCUACAUCCAGGAACAAAAGAGGCCGAGAACUCCACACGAACUGGCCACAGAACAUUGGCAACGCAUGAUACAUGCCACCAAAUUCGGAAGCCAAUGCCACGCGUUAUACCCGUUUCGAACAAUACCUCGAAACGCUACGAGCCUUAUGCCACGAUUUUGCACAGAUGUGGAGAAGAUACUGGCUGCUGUGGUUCCACGGCCAGUGUCUGCACGGUAAGCGACAAGAAGUUGUC
Musca domestica (house fly) is the source of this 2269-nucleotide messenger RNA. RefSeq names its product sarcoplasmic reticulum histidine-rich calcium-binding protein-like. The record is from RefSeq and is a predicted model, not a curated record. The transcript has 4 exons. The coding region runs from base 754 to 2253 and encodes 499 amino acids. Lineage: Eukaryota; Metazoa; Arthropoda; Insecta; Diptera; Muscidae.